Molecule: messenger RNA, 3079 nt
Organism: Erinaceus europaeus (western European hedgehog)
Lineage: Eukaryota; Metazoa; Chordata; Mammalia; Eulipotyphla; Erinaceidae
Gene: AGBL2
Product: AGBL carboxypeptidase 2
Exons: 17
Coding region: 178-2724 (848 amino acids)
Biological process (GO): proteolysis
Molecular function (GO): zinc ion binding; metallocarboxypeptidase activity
Source: RefSeq, a predicted model, not a curated record
GAGCAGCAUGAGACCAGCAAGGGUCCUGACACUUGAGGAAGAAGAGGCUGGGGGGCAUGCGGUCCUUCCUGGACCCUCAGCUUCUCUGUAAUCAACGGCCCUUAAGGAGACUGGGCAGGGUUUACGCCUGAAUGCCGGUGUCCCUGACGUGUCCUCAGCUUCCUAGGCAGAAGUAACAUGUUCCCAGCAUUGGAAACAGAGCUAAAGCAGGAGACUCUUCCUGACCCUUAUGAAGACUUUAUGUACCGUCACCUCCAGUACUAUGGCUACUUUAAAGCUCAGCGAGCCAGUUUGCCAAACUCUGCUACAAAUCAACACGUUUGGAAGAAUAAUUCUCGACACCUGUUGAAUAGCUCUUUGGGGGAAAGAGAUGAAUUGGUGGCAGACCAUCUGCAGAAGGAGAAACUGUUUUCAGAUUCCCUUAUGCUGAACUCACCACUUCUUAAAAGCAGACAACUUCUUCAUAAUGACUUUGGUGACUUAAGCCCACGUCUUCGAGAACCCCCAGAUCUCUUUGCCUUUUUCUCAGGCAAUGGGCCACUGCAGGCUCCAAGAUGGCCAGUAGAAUGUGAGGUCAUUAAGGAAAAUGUUCAUCAUAUUGAAUGGGUUCCACCUCAGCCAGAAUAUUUCUAUCAACCUACAGGAAAUGAAAGGUUACCAGAAAUUGUCGGAGAGGAAAGAGGCAUAGUUGUCUAUCAAUUAGAUUCAGUGCCCACAGAAGGUUCCUAUUUCACCAGUUCCAGAGUGGGUGGCCGACGAGGAAUCAUCAAGGAAGUGGCUGUCAGGUUGCAAGGACCGGAAGAUAAUACUUUACUGUUUGAAUCAAGGUUUGAGAGUGGGAAUCUGCAAAAAGCUGUCAGAGUAAAUACCUAUGAAUAUGAACUCACCUUGCGAACUGACCUCUACACAGACAAGCACACUCAGUGGUUUUAUUUUCGAGUCCAGAACACCAGAAAAGAUGCCACGUACCGAUUCACCAUCGUAAACUUGCUAAAACCCAAGAGCCUUUAUACUAUAGGGAUGAAGCCACUCAUGUACUCCCAGCUAGAUGCCAGCACCCACAGCAUUGGCUGGAGGAGAGAAGGAAAUGAAAUCAAGUACUAUAAGAACAAUUCAGAUGAUGGGCAGCAGCCCUUUUACUGUCUCACGUGGACUGUCCAGUUUCCACACGACCAGGACACCUGCUACUUUGCACACUUCUACCCCUACACGUACACUGACCUGCAGUGCUACCUCCUCACGAUAGUAAAUAACCCUGUCCAGUCUCAGUUCUGCAAACUCCGGACUUUAUGCAGGAGCCUAGCAGGAAAUACCGUCUAUCUCCUCACUAUCACCAACCCAUCCCGGACCCCAAAGGAAGCAGCUGCAAAGAAAGCUGUGGUCUUAAGUGCCCGAGUCCACCCUGGGGAAAGUAACGGCUCCUGGGUCAUGAAAGGCUUUCUAGACUUUAUCCUUAGCAACUCCCCUGAUGCCCAGCUCCUCAGAGAUAUUUUUAUCUUCAAAGUGGUUCCCAUGUUAAAUCCAGAUGGAGUGAUUGUGGGGAAUUACCGGUGCUCACUGGCUGGAAGGGACUUGAACAGACAUUAUAAAACCAUUCUAAAGGAGUCUUUCCCUUGCAUCUGGUACACCAGGAACAUGAUUAAGAGAGUUCUUGAAGAAAGGGAGGUUCUCUUAUACUGUGACUUCCAUGGCCACAGCCGUAAGAAUAACAUCUUCCUGUAUGGCUGUAAUAACAAUGAUCGCAAGUACUGGCUUCAUGAGCGAGUCUUCCCUUUAAUGUUAAGCAAAAAUGCACCAGAUACGUUCUCCUUUCAUAGCUGCAAUUUUAAGGUCCAAAAGAGCAAAGAAGGUACGGGGCGAGUUGUGAUGUGGCGGAUGGGAAUCCUAAACAGCUACACCAUAGAAUCGACCUUUGGCGGGUCCACCCUGGGCAGUAAAAGGGAUAUGCACUUCACCACUGAGGAUCUCAAGUCUCUAGGUUAUCAUGUCUGUGACACCCUUCUGGAUUUUUGUGAUCCUGACCAAACCAAGUUUGCACAAUGCUUAGCAGAGCUUGAAGAGCUCUUACAACAGGAAAUCCACAAGAAAUUCCAUGAACUUGGAGAUGACAUGGAUUUGGAGACAGGAUGGAGUGAUAUCUCUUUAUCUGAUAUUGAAUCCAGUACCAGUGGUUCCGACAGCUCCCUCUCGGAUGGUCUCCCUGUUCACCUACUGAACAUAGCAGAUGAGUUGAGUCAGAAGAAGAUAUGUAAGAAGAAGAAAAAGAAGUCACUUCAGACUAGGAAACAGCGAAAUGACAAGCAUCAGAAAAACAAUUUGAUGCAAAAGUCCAAGUUAACAGAAGAUGCCCAGGAAAGGGCAGGGUUUGCUUCUACUCUGCAAAAGCAGCCAACUUUUUUCAAAAACUCAGAGAGUGCCAGUUCUUCAACAAUGAAAAAUGAAAAACCAAGGUUGAAUGAGUCACAGUUAAAUCGAAGAAAUGAAGGCACCUCUCUGAACCGAUCAAAAAUGACUGCCUUGAUUCUGACUAAAAAUAAAGAGAGAAUGCAGAGAGAGAAGCCCGAAUAUACAUUAUCACGCCCUUCCAAGAGAAGCACAGACACCAGCCAAGAGCCGGCUCCAGCCCUGAAACCACACUGGUCCAGGAAUAGAUAUCCUGCCACAAAGAGAGGCCACGAUGCCCUGACAGAGUACCCGUCCCUGCACAUAUACACAUACCCAUAGGUGCUUGGGCCACGCCACACCUGGGCAUGUUUUGUAUUAGAAACAUGUAUGUUAAAGGUGAACUGUGUGAUCAGGACGGACAUAUUCAUUUGUGGUAUACUCUAUAGUUCGCUCAUCAUGCCCUGACUUCCCAGUUUGUGCUUGUACUCUUGUGUAUGCCCUCCAGAUGCAUAACUCAGGAAUUAAAUUAUUUUUUUAUAAAAUUAAACUUACAUUAUGAUGUAUAUAGUAAAACUUCCUCUACCAGAAAUUGAAGUGUGUUUUCAUGGAACUACCACACAGAUAUGGCUUUGAAAUCAGUCUAGAUAAUCUCUCUAAAAUUAUGUGAAAAUCAAUUUUAAAGCAUCAAACUAUU